Molecule: messenger RNA, 2491 nt
Organism: Sphaerodactylus townsendi
Lineage: Eukaryota; Metazoa; Chordata; Lepidosauria; Squamata; Sphaerodactylidae
Product: phosphatidylinositol 3-kinase regulatory subunit beta-like
Exons: 12
Coding region: 413-2200 (595 amino acids)
Biological process (GO): phosphatidylinositol phosphate biosynthetic process; insulin receptor signaling pathway
Cellular component (GO): phosphatidylinositol 3-kinase complex
Molecular function (GO): protein binding; 1-phosphatidylinositol-3-kinase regulator activity
Source: RefSeq, a predicted model, not a curated record
AAAUCGGAGAUCUUCGGCGAGUGGCCCCGGCCUGCUCGUGUCUUCUCGGCCGUGCUCGGCUGUUUCCGUGGCGGCCUUCGGGCGUUUCCGGCACCCGCUUCGACCUCCCGACGCGCUCGGCCCUCUCCGCCUUCUCCCGGGGUGCAGCCGCGUGGGGGGGAGGAGGAUGCGCACGCAUCUGGCCAGAGGAGGCGAGGACGGGGCCCAAAGCACCCGCCAGCCCCUGAGUGACCCGAUCCGCUCCUCUGCGUCUCCUCAGCCGUCCUCCCACCCGGACUAGAGUAUGCUUCCCAUGUUCUCUCUCUGCUCCAUCAUCUGGCUGAACCGUGGCUUCAAAUUGCGGGAAAGGGGCUGUACUUAGGUGCUGGGGCUCCCCCUCCCCGUCCCUCGCCACUUGGCCCCGGGGAGCCCCAUGGGGAGUGCCGAGGGAUUCCAGUACCGAGCCCUCUACUCGUACCGCAAGGAGCGGGAGGAGGAUAUCGACCUGCUGCCGGGGGACACCUUGGUGGUCAGCAGGGGGGCCCUGCAAGCCUUGGGCUUCAAGGAUGGGGACGAGCAGACCCCCAACCAGAUCGGCUGGAUCCUGGGCAUCAACGAGCGCACCAAGCAAAAGGGUGACUUCCCGGGCACCUAUGUGGAGUACGUGGGCCCGGUCAAGAUCUCCCUGCCCUCCCACCAGCCCAGGGUGACCCGGCCUCUCCCAGCUGCCCCGGGGGCCGGAGCCUCCCACGUGCCGCCGGAGGUCCUGGAGCAAGGGUUGAUCCUUCCGGAGCACUUCGCCGUCCCCGAGACCACUCCGCCUCUCCUGUGCCGACUGGUGGAAGCCAUCGAGAAGAAGGGGCUCCAGAGCAAGAGGCUGUACCGGACGCCUGGCUCCGAACUGAGGCAGCCGCCGAGCACGGACUGGGCAGGGCCUGGCGACUUGGAGGCCUGUGACGUGCUAUCCCUCGGCGAAGCCCUGAAGAGAUACCUGCAAGAACUGCCGACCCCGGUGGUGCCCGACAGAGUCCACGGCGAGAUCGUGCGAGUGCUGCAGGACUCCAGCCAGCCUGAAUUCAGCCGGGCGCAGCUGCUCUCUGCGCUGGAGCCCCCUGGCCUGCCGCUGCCGCACCUCCUCACCCUCCAGUUCCUCCUGCGCCACCUGGCGAAAGCGGGCGAGCAAGCAGAGAGCAACGGGCUGCAGCCGCGGGUCCUGGGCGAGAUCUUUGGGCCCCUCCUCCUCCGACGGCCCGCAGCAGCAGCAGCAGCAGCAGCCAGGUGCGGGCUCCAGCCUCACCUCACCUCGCCUCCCCCCCCAACCCGGACCACGAAGGACUCUCCUGAGCCUUUGGGUGGGGUGGGGGGUGCGUGCAUCAUUGUAUUGCGGGGGCUGCACUCCCUCUCAGAAGAAGAGGCCGGGGAGGGUGGAUCUCGUUUGGGCCAGGAAGUUGUUGUUGUUGUUGUUCUGCGUCCCUCUGUGGACGGAGUGGCUGUCCUGGUCGCUCCCUUCUGCAUGGACGGGUUUGAGCAGUGCCCGACGCAGGAGAAGUGCAGCCGGGAGUACGUUGAGCGUUUUCGGCGGGAGGGGAAUGACAAGGAGCUGCAGCGGAUCCUGAUGAACUCGGAGAAGCUGAAGUCCCGCAUCUCUGAGAUUCACGAGAGCAAGACGAAGCUGCAGCAAGACCUGAAGCAGCAGGCCUCGGAGAACCGCGAGAUCGACAAGCGCAUGAACAGCCUCAAGCCCGACCUGAUGCAGCUGCGCAAACUCCGGGACCAGUACCUGGUGUGGCUGACCCAGAAGGGAACGCGCCAGAAGAAGAUCAACGAGUGGCUGGGCAUCAGAAACGAGGCCGAGGACCAGUAUUUCACGAUGGAGGACGAGGAGGACUUGCCGCAUCACGAGGAACGGAUGUGGUACGUUGGAAAGAUCAACCGCACUCAGGCCGAGGACAUGCUGGCUGGCAAACGGAGCGGGACCUUCCUCAUCCGGGAGAGCAGCCAGCGUGGCUGUUACGCCUGCUCGGUCGUGGUGGAUGGCGACACCAAGCACUGCAUGAUCUACAAGACAGCCACCGGCUAUGGCUUUGCCGAGCCCUACAACCUCUACGCCUCCCUCAAGGAGCUGGUCCUGCACUACAAGCACACCUCGCUGGUGCAGCACAACGACUCGCUGAACGUCACCCUGGCCCACCCCGUCCUCUCCCUGCCUCCCCCCAGGUGAAGGGCACCCGUGUCCCCCAACCACUGCCCCCGGUUCCUCGUGCCGCCAGACCUUCCCAGUGAAAACGACUUCUUGGCAACGCCUUAACCUCGGUUGCGGGGCCAAAUCAGAGACACCUGGAGUUGUGGCUGGAAGCAAAGAGCUUUCAUAAGAACAUAAGAACAAGCCAGCUGGAUCAGACCAGAGUCCAUCUAAUCCAGCUCUCUGCUACUGCACACACAGCUCCACCAGGUGUCUUUGGGAGCCUCCACCUUGCAGGAGGUGAAAGCAAUGGCUCAAGGCGGCUAAGCU